Molecule: messenger RNA, 510 nt
Organism: Candida albicans SC5314
Lineage: Eukaryota; Fungi; Ascomycota; Pichiomycetes; Serinales; Debaryomycetaceae
Gene: YAH1
Product: adrenodoxin
Exons: 1
Coding region: 1-510 (169 amino acids)
Biological process (GO): P450-containing electron transport chain; positive regulation of oxidoreductase activity
Cellular component (GO): mitochondrion
Molecular function (GO): 2 iron, 2 sulfur cluster binding
Source: RefSeq, a predicted model, not a curated record
AUGUUUAGAUUAAUACCAAGAUUAAAACCAAUAAUACCAUCAAUAAAUCGUAUUUCUUUGUCCGUUAAACCACAACCAUCAACUUCACAACAUUGUCACACAUUGCGAGCUUUCCAUACAUCACCAAUUUCCCUUCAUGGACACCUCAAAAAACCUAAUCCAGGUGAAGAAUUGCAUAUUACAUUUAUAACUAAGGAUGGCAAACAAUUAACUUAUGAAGUUGCUGAAGGUGAUAAUAUUUUGGAUAUAGCACAAGCACAUAAUUUGGAUAUGGAAGGAGCUUGUGGUGGUUCAUGUGCCUGUAGUACAUGUCAUGUUAUCGUUGAUCCGGAAUAUUAUGAUAGAUUAGAAGAACCUGAUGAUGAUGAAAACGAUAUGUUGGAUUUAGCAUUUGGAUUGACAGAAACUUCUAGAUUAGGAUGUCAAGUUAAAAUGACUAAAGAAUUAGAUGGAAUUAGAGUGGCAUUACCGGCUAUGACUAGAAAUUUGCAGUCUCGAGAUUUUAAUUAA